Molecule: messenger RNA, 1788 nt
Organism: Moneuplotes crassus
Lineage: Eukaryota; Ciliophora; Spirotrichea; Euplotida; Euplotidae
Source: the annotation of a GenBank genome assembly
AUGUCUAAAGUUUACCCGACAGGGAUUGUCGGCUACAAAAAGUACCUCAAAGAACGAACAGACUAUAUAAACGACCUAAAAUUAGAAAAGAAAGAGAGAAUGAAGGCUCUAGGUCUAUUGAAAGAUGAAAGUUUGUAUAAAGCUAAGCAGCAGAAGAGUCAGGCUGAGAAGGCACUCAGGUUACACUUAAAAGAAGAGUUAAAAGAAAGAGCAAGGAAAGCCAAACUUAGGGAAAAAGAAAUUAAAAUAAAGCAGGAUCAAAGCAAAACAGAGAUUAUUAACGAUUCUAUUAUUCCUCCUUCCCAAUCUCAUUCUUCCCCUACCCACAGCUUGGAUAACAAAGAAGAAGAAGCUUUAGCUCUUCGCCAAGAACAGGAAAGACAGCGACAGGCUAGGUUAGAACAAGAGAGGAGGAAGCAGCAGAAACUAUUGGAGGAAAGACAGAAUGAGCUGGAUGAGAGGAAUAGGAAGAAUAUAGCUUUAAAAUCGAUUUCUGAAGCAAAGAUGAAAGAUGUAUUAGAAGCUAGAAAGAAGAUGAAAGCAAUAGAGCAAGAGAGCAAGAAUAAAAUAAAAAAGAUGGUGGCAAAUGAAAUUAAGGCCAAGGAGGUUGUAACAAGAAUUAAACAAAAGAGAAUUAACCCUAAUUCGUUCAAGUUUAAUGUCACUGAGCUGCUGAGAAAUCAGAAUGAAAAGAGCCCAUCUAUUGUAGGCUCUUAUACAACUAUUAGAGCAAAAUCACACCUAAGGAGAGAUAAGGAUAACAAAAGUGGAUUUUCCAGUGUAACUUCGAUCCAGAGAAGUCAGUUAGGCUAUCUGAAUGGACAUAAAGACCAAGAUUAUGAAGAUGGAAUUCUUCAUAGUUCAAACUCCCAAUCUCAAACUCUUGACACCAAAAGAAAGUUGCCUUGAUUGAAGAAGAGAUUGGAAAGGUUAGUAAAGCCUCUGGAAUCGAAAGAGGAAACUGUCAAGCUUAAUAGGAAAAUAACUCUUAGAUCAAAGAACAAAAGUCAAGGAAAUAUUCCUGAUCCUAUUAAAACAAUGAAAAGAGAAAGAAAUAGAAUUAUUGAUAGGUUAGCUAUACUCGGAAAUAUAAAUGUGUCCCCAGUUACUAAUAAAAAUGUUACUAUUAAUGAUAUAUGGAGAGGUCAUGACACAAUUGUCGCUCAAUCAAAGCGGAUAGAGUUUGUUAACUCUGCAAGCAAAUUCCAAAGUUCUAGGAAAUUCUAAAAAGACACCACCGAGGAGGAUGAGCCCUCGGCGUAAUAAAGAGACUCAAGAUGAUAGUUUGAAUAAAGAUUCAUCACUGGUAAUGGAUCACCAAAAUACUGAUUCCUUCUUGGAAGGAACGGUGACUUAUGAUGUAACUAAGACUACAAGAAAGAAUAAUCGGAAGGCACUACAAAUGAAUACCCGGGCACUGACUAAAAGUGUGGCUAGACAGAAGGUUCAAACUCUUCAGAAUUCAAUAGAGGGCUGGCUUUCAAAGAAGAUCCAGCAAGUAAACCCUUCUUUUGGAGAAGCUUUCAAAUAUUAUGAUAAUGAGAUUAAUGAAUUGGUUGAAGAUGAUGUCUGAAAGAAGAGAGUAGAUUGCCAGAUGGAAGCUUUUUCGACUAGAUUCUUGAUGGGUCUGAAAAGAAAACAAAGGAUGAAUGAGUAUUGGAAAGGUAGAGUCCGUAAAGAUUUUACAAAGCUUGACGAUAGUGAAGAUUAAAGUAUCCAAGAUAUCCGAAAUCAGCUGGCAAAUAUAAAUAUUUCUAACUCAUCAAAACUAAUAUACCAACUUACCUC